CUGGGCAUUUGCACGAGCUCGGUGACUUCCGCAAUUACGGCGCACCGGUGUGAAUGGUGUCUAUCGGUCUGAAUAAAUCGUUUCUUUUAACUCUUAUUAUUUAGACAUGGAAAGCCACGAGUGCAGCACAGUUAAAGCAAUUAUGUUUGAUUUGGACAACACACUGAUUGACACUGCAGGAGUUGGAGUGCUUGCAUUGGAAAAGGUGACUGAACUUCUCCAGUCAAGACUUGGUGCUGAAAACAAUGCUGCAGAUAUUUGUAGAAAAUUCUCUGUCAAACUCCUAAAGGAAGAAUUUGACCCCUCCAAGACGACUAUAGAUGAUUUAAGAAUAUCACAUUGGGAAGAAGCCAUACAAGAAGUUAAAGGUACUGGAGCCAGUAGGUCAUUGGCUGAGGAAUGCUAUCUUAUGUGGAAAUUCACACGUUUACAGCACCUAGCCAUUGCAGAACCUGCGAGGAACAUGUUAGUUGAACUUCGAAAAGUAUAUAAAUUACUACUGCUUACUAAUGGAGAUACACAGACACAGAGAGAGAAGGUAAAUGCUGUUGGAGCCGAGGCGUGGUUUGAUGCUGUGGUGAUAGGAGGAGAUUAUAAAGAACAAAAGCCUGCCGCUUCAAUAUUCCUCACAUGUUGUGAAAUCUUGGAUGUAAAACCUAGUUGUUGUGUAAUGGUUGGGGACUCCUUCGAUACAGAUAUUCAAGGGGGAAUCAAUGCAGGCUUUAAAGCAACCAUCUGGCUGUGCACAUCUGACAAGAAAUUCAAGGAAGAACUCAUCAGUCCUCCAUAUUUAAUAAACUCUGUACUUGAUGUCCCUAAGAUUCUGAACAUUAUAAACAAGAAACAGUCAAACUGAAAACGUGUGUGUGUUUAAGUAUAAAGCAGGGUGUGGUAAAUAGAAAAAUUAAGCUUAAAUUGAUCCAAUGGAGUGUAAUUGCAGACCAUAGUAUCUAUGAGGUCAGUCAAGCAACAUCCCAACAUCACGAAACGCCUAUCACAUUAUACCGUGGUUAAGUUUACGGUUGUGGGAGGGUUGUCCGACACAAAGGUUGUUUCAUGACUGACGUUGUGGCCAUUAACCUGACCCAAGUCAUAGGUAUUGCAGGCUGCAGUUAGACCCAUCUCAACUGAUCACCAUUACAUGGAAUUUUUGUAAUCUUUUAAAUGAAGGAAAAUUGAAUAAUGGAAAAAAAAAUUUGUUGUUGUAAU
Erpetoichthys calabaricus (reedfish) is the source of this 1209-nucleotide messenger RNA. RefSeq names its product N-acetylneuraminic acid phosphatase (gene nanp). Lineage: Eukaryota; Metazoa; Chordata; Cladistia; Polypteriformes; Polypteridae. The record is from RefSeq and is a predicted model, not a curated record. Gene Ontology annotation, molecular function: hydrolase activity. The transcript has 2 exons. Bases 107 to 856 code for a protein of 249 amino acids.